CCUGGGGUUGGGCAGAGCCCAGUUCCGUGCAACUUUCAAGUGAGUUGCAAACUCCGCCCCGAGGCCGGUGCAGGUGUUCUGGCGCACUGGGGCCGUGGGGACCCGCACGAACGCAGGCUGCGACCAGCCACCCCUGGCCCGGGACCCACAGCGCCCCCGGCAAUGGCCGAACGCCUGGUUCUCCGGGGCAGGAAGUGCGCGUCGGAGCUGUAACUGCCCGAGCGGCGGGGCGGAAGAGCGUGCCGGCCGGUACCGGCUCCCAACUCGGUUCCUGCCUGCCCCGGCCCGCUGGUCUCCCUAUUCUUCAGGCUUCCAGCACUGCGGAGUUAGUGGGCGGUGGGCUCCGCCUCCACCAAGAGGCAGCCCGAGCGCCCCUGUGGUUCCCACACCUUCACUGUUAAUCCCAUCCCAGCGCAGGCGUGAGCGUCCCUCUGGGCGUCUUCCUGGAGGGAUCUCCCUUCGCUCCCGAGACUGCAGGAUGGUGUCCUGGAUGAUCUGUCGCCUGGUGGUGCUGGUGUUUGGGAUGCUGUACCCAACUUAUGCUUCCUACAAGGCUGUGAAGACCAAGAACAUUCGUGAAUAUGUUCGGUGGAUGAUGUACUGGAUCGUCUUUGCACUCUUCAUGGCAGUGGAGACCUUCACAGACAUCUUUAUUUCCUGGUUCCCUUUCUACUACGAGAUCAAGAUGGCAUUUGUGCUGUGGCUGCUUUCGCCCUAUACCAAGGGGGCCAGCCUGCUUUACCGCAAGUUCGUCCACCCAUCCUUGUCUCGCCAUGAGAAGGAGAUCGACACCUACAUCGUGCAGGCCAAGGAGCGCAGCUACGAGACGGUGCUCAGCUUUGGGAAGCGGGGCCUCAACAUUGCCGCCUCGGCUGCUGUGCAGGCAGCCACCAAGAGUCAGGGCGCACUGGCUGGAAGGCUGCGGAGCUUCUCCAUGCAGGACCUGCGCACCAUCUCCGAUGCCCCCGCCCCCACCUACCAGGAUCCCCUCUACCUGGAGGACCAGGUACCCCACCGCAGGCCACGCAUCGGGUACCGGGCAGGGGGCCUGCAGGACAGUGACACCGAGGAUGAGUGUUGGUCAGACACAGAAGUGGUCCCCCAGCCAUCAGCGCGGCCCCGAGAGAAGCCUCUGGGCCGCACCCAGAGUCUGCGUGUGGUCAAGAGGAAGCCGCUGGUGCGGGAGGUCGGUGGGCACCUCGCGCUCCCUGAAGGUUCGGACGAGGAAAAAGACCACGCCUUCAGACAUGGACAGCUAGGGUCUACGGAGCCUGGCCCGGUCUUACCUCGUGCCUUGCAGGGCAUUGGGACUGUUUGGAGGGACCUCUGGCUGCACGUCUGGCCUGCCCGCACCAGCGGCCUGCGUGCUGCCCUCCUGACCCUUGCUGUCGGUUAUGGGCCGUGUGUGGGGCUGCACCCAUGAUGUACCAAAGCAGGCUGGGCUCAGGGUUCUAUUUAUUGUCUUCCUCGCCCUUCUACCUUCCCAGGUGUGGGACCAGAACCCUCCCCAGACC
Eubalaena glacialis (North Atlantic right whale) is the source of this 1514-nucleotide messenger RNA. RefSeq names its product receptor accessory protein 4 (gene REEP4). Gene Ontology annotation, biological process: endoplasmic reticulum tubular network organization. Gene Ontology annotation, cellular component: cytoplasmic microtubule; endoplasmic reticulum membrane; endoplasmic reticulum tubular network. Gene Ontology annotation, molecular function: microtubule binding. Lineage: Eukaryota; Metazoa; Chordata; Mammalia; Artiodactyla; Balaenidae. The record is from RefSeq and is a predicted model, not a curated record.